GAAGGCAAACAACACCACAACACCAGGCCAUUUUGCCUUAACUGACUGAUUUCUGCCCACCCAUUAGUCUCUAUCUACUGCUUCCGGAAGCUUCUGUGUCUGUCAGUUACUUCAAAUCUGUGGCCAAUCACCAGGCGCCACAGCAGUAUCUGCGAUCUGAUUGGCUAGAGAGUGUUUUGACUUUCCACAUUCCUUCUGGAAGUUUCUAUAAGGGCCAAAUCAGCUCCAGAGACAAGAGUGAGGGAAGGCAAAACAGAACUCCUUCUUGCCAGUUGUGACCACCAUUUUAAAACCCUUAUUCCAGAGCUAGUUGCAGAAGGUUCUUCAAAGCCUCAGUCAGAGAUUUAUCCUUUCAACUGGUGCAUCAGAGACUGAGGUUUGUUGAAACUGAGAAAUGCAGAAGGUUACACCAGAUGGCCUCUCCCAGCGGAAGAAAAGACAAGGCGACUAUCUCACAGCUCCAUUUGACCCACGCUUUCCAAAUACUAACCAAACUCGUAACUGCUACCAGAAUUAUUUGGAUUAUCACCGAUGUGUGAAAACUAUGAAAGCCAAAGGCAAGGACAUCAAGGUGUGUGAGUGGUACCACAGGGUCUAUAAAUCUCUGUGUCCUAUUUCUUGGAUAAAGCGCUGGGAUGAACAGCGUGAACAGGGGACUUUUGCUGGCAAAAUAUGAAUCUCCAGCUCCCUUUUUCCUAAACAGGAGACACUCUUGGAAACUCCCACCAAUGGGUAUUCUUACAGCCCCACCCAGAUUGGUCAAUCAAUCUGUGAGUUGAUUCAACAGACUGAAUUAGUUAAAUAUCUUUGUGGACUUAAAAAAAACUUUACCAAUAAAAAUAAUAAUAAUUUGUAAAGCAAAAAAGGAGAAAAGUCAUUUCCAAUAAAUUUGUUCUUG
This is a messenger RNA of Sceloporus undulatus (fence lizard), 898 nucleotides long. RefSeq names its product cytochrome c oxidase subunit 6B1. Lineage: Eukaryota; Metazoa; Chordata; Lepidosauria; Squamata; Phrynosomatidae. The record is from RefSeq and is a predicted model, not a curated record. Bases 395 to 676 code for a protein of 93 amino acids. The transcript has 5 exons. Gene Ontology annotation, cellular component: respiratory chain complex IV; mitochondrion.